Molecule: messenger RNA, 852 nt
Organism: Cylicocyclus nassatus
Lineage: Eukaryota; Metazoa; Nematoda; Chromadorea; Rhabditida; Strongylidae
Source: the annotation of a GenBank genome assembly
AUGAGUAUACUUAGUCGGAUUUCCGAUACUUUUCAUGGUGUUGUUGACGGUCUUAACAACACUUUUAAGGUCAUGAAUGCUACUGUUCCUGCUCCUGCUCCUUUGCAGUCUGUUAAUUCUGGCCUUGAAGCUGGUAUCAAGGCCACAACCAAGUUUGACAAUAAGGUUAAAGAUGUUGCUGGUGCAAUGUAUGAUAAUUGGAUUAAACCUGAAUUAGAUGCUAAGCACCCCGAAUACCUCGGCGGUAAUCGUAUUCGUCUUAAUGUUCAUGAAGUAACGAAUACUUCCCAGUCUGAGCAGGAUUUUCUCGGUGAUAUUGGCGCUAAGUCUGCGACUACUGAUUCUCAUGCUGAUUUUGUUCGUUCCUUUACUGAACACGGUUGGUUGCUUGGUAUUGCAGUUGCUCGAUAUGAUCACCUUUAUAGCCAGUCGCUUCCUGCUAAAUUUUCUCGAGUUGAUAAAUUUAGUUUCUAUAAUCCGCUUUUCUCCGAGAUUGGCGAACAGCCCGUUUAUGAUUCUGAGAUCUAUGCUACUACUUCCAGCAUUGAGGAUCAUUCUGUUUUUGGAUAUCAGGAAGGUUGGGCUUCUUACCGUUAUGCACCGAAUGUUGUUUCUGGUUUAAUGCGUCCGACUUCUGAGGGUGCUUUCUCUACUUGGACAUUUGCCGAUGCUUAUAGUACUAAGCCCACGCUUUCCGCUGGUUGGGCUCGAGAGGAUCCUAAUAUUCCCAAUCGUGUGCUUGCUGUCACUUCUGAUCUUUCUGAUCAGAUUUUUGCUGAUUUCUAUUUCGAAGCAAAAUGGUCUAGAGUCAUGCCGAUGUUCUCUGUUCCUGGUGCUAUUGGUGCAUUUUAA